Messenger RNA from Bipolaris victoriae FI3, 1215 nucleotides. RefSeq lists its product as hypothetical. The transcript has a single exon. Bases 1 to 1215 code for a protein of 404 amino acids. Gene Ontology annotation, molecular function: pre-mRNA binding; metal ion binding; U6 snRNA binding. The record is from RefSeq and is a predicted model, not a curated record. NCBI's taxonomy places the organism in Eukaryota, Fungi, Ascomycota, Dothideomycetes, Pleosporales, Pleosporaceae. Gene Ontology annotation, cellular component: Prp19 complex; U2-type catalytic step 2 spliceosome; U2-type catalytic step 1 spliceosome.
AUGACAGAUACACAACCCGCACAAACGUCGCUCGCGACUGAUAAAUCUCUCGAACCAUCCGCAUCAAACGAACUCGUUCACACGACCGAACAAACUAUCAUUACAACAAAUGCCGAAGGCAAGAAAGUCAAGAAGAUCAUCCGGCGCAAACGACGACCUGCCCGCCCUCAGAUCGACCCUGCGGAAAUAAAGACCCAGGAAACCCCGCAAACAGGCACAAUCUACAAUGUCUGGUACAACAAGUGGUCGGGCGGUGACCGUGAAGACAAAUACCUCUCUCAGACUCCCGCGCAAGGUCGCUGCAACAUAGCAAGAGACAGCGGCUACACAAAGGCCGACAAGACACCCGGCGCGUACUUUUGUCUCUUCUUCGCGCGCGGCACUUGUCCCAAAGGAGUAGAUUGCGAAUACCUGCACCGCCUGCCCACAGUAACGGACAUUUUCCCUAGCAACGUCGACUGCUUCGGGCGCGACAAGCAUGCCGACUACCGCGAUGACAUGGGCGGUGUAGGAACCUUUCAGCGCCAAAACCGUACCCUGUACAUUGGGCGCAUCCACCCAACUGACGACAUCGAAGAAGUUGUCGCACGGCACAUGCAGGAAUGGGGCGAGAUUGAACGGACGCGUGUCCUAACAGCGCGUGGUGUAGCUUUCGUCACAUACAUGAACGAGGCAAACAGCCAGUUUGCAAAAGAAGCAAUGGACCACCAGUCUUUCGACCACAACGAGAUCCUCAAUGUCCGCUGGGCAACCGUCGAUCCCAACCCCCAGGCUGCCAAGCGCGAGGCCAGACGCAUCGAGGAACAGGCUGCAGAGGCAAUUAGAAAGGCGCUACCUGCGGCGUACGUGGCCGAGCUCGAAGGCAGAGACCCGGAGGGCAAGAAGCGGCGCAAAGUCGAAGGUAGCUUUGGACUCCAGGGCUACGAGGCACCAGAUGAUGUGUGGUAUGCAAAGGAAAAGGGCGAGUGGGAAGCAGCCAAGCAACUCCAAGCGGGUGGUGCAAGCGACAGAAUGGCGAUUGAGGCCGGGGAUAACACAUAUCAAGAUAUGAAUCCGGGACUCGACACCGGUGCCACGCAACAGCAACAGCAGAACAGCGGUAUUUUGUCUGGUAGUACCCUGGCGGCGCUUAAGGGGUUCAAGGCUGCGCCGUCGAAUAAGAGACCGGCGCCUGCGGCGGGGCCGUUGGUGGACUAUGGCAGUGAUAGCGAUUAG